CUGUACGACGCUCUUUUAAAUACAAUUAUGUUUGUUUGUCAGCUUAAAUUAUUCGAUUUUAUCAUUGUACAUUUUCCGAUAUAAACCUGUGAGAGCACAUCAUGUACUACGUGUUUAAUGUUGUAAAACAUUAAAAUAUUUUUAUUGUGACAAUAUGGUGGACAAACUCUAAAUAUUAGAUUACGCUUGGAUCAUUGUGACAAUAUGGUGGACAUUAGAUUACUUUUGGAUUAGCGCAAAUACACAAAAAAGGAACUAUGGCGGCAAAGGUCAAGGACAGGGUGGGAACAUUUUGGAGCAGUGUCAACAGGAAGAAGACCAUUACGGAAGACUUUCAUGAUACACCGCUGAAAAAAUGUUUGAGUACUUUCGAUAUGACCCUUCUUGGCGUCGGACAGAUGGUCGGGGCCGGAAUAUACGUUCUUACAGGAACUAUUGUUAAAGACCUCGCUGGGCCAGCUGCAAUCUUGUCCUACCUUUUCGCAGGAAUCGCCGCCAUUUUGUCAGCGCUUUGUUAUGCCGAGUUUGGUGCCCGGGUACCGAAAGCUGGUUCCGCCUAUUCGUACACAUACAUAGCCAUAGGUGAAAUUUGGGCGUUUGUAAUUGGAUGGAAUGUUGUUCUGGAACACUUGCUUGGAGCAGCUUCUGUUGCGCGCGCAUGGAGCGGUGCCAUUGAUGCACUCUUUAAUGGUGAAAUCAGAAAAAGCACGUUAGAAAACGUCGGAUACCUAAGUCAUGGAUCACCGUGGAUUUCUGAUUACCCGGAUUUUAUUGCCAUGUCAAUCACUAUACUAAUUUUUGCAGUUAUAGCUUCCGGGGCAAAGUUCACUGUACAUUUCAACACGGUGUUCACAGUAUUCAACUGUGUAGUCAUACUAUUUUUAGUAUGCGCGGGAUUUGCAUUUGCGGACGAACGAAACUGGACGGAACAUGGCGGUUUCUUUCCAUACGGAUUCGGAGGAGCACUUGCCGGAGCAGCAACAUGUUUUUACGCAUACAUUGGAUUUGAAGGAAUCGCAGUCUCAAGCGAAGAAGCGAGAGAACCCGAGAAAUCUAUCCCCAUAGCAACCAUUACCUCGUUACUAGUUGUGUCAGUGAUUUAUAUACUAGCAACCACCGCACUAACUCUAAUUGUACCAUAUUAUAAGGUAGAUCCUGCUGCCGCAUUUCCCGCCGCCUUUGCUACACGUGGUAUCACGUGGGCGAAAUAUAUAGUUGGAAUCGGAACUCUGUUUGGAAUUACCACCUCUCUACUUGGCAGUGCAUUUUCUCUUCCGCGUGCAGUGUAUGCCAUGGCGCAAGACGGUCUUUUAUUCAAAUCACUAGCUUAUGUACAUCCAAAAUUCCAAACGCCCGUCUUGGCUAUAGUAAUUUUUGGAUCCAUUUCUGCUUUGAUGGCAUUACUAUUUGAAAUAACUACACUAGUAGAAUUUAUGUCAAUAGGAACAUUGACUGCGUAUACAAUCGUAUCAGCUAGUGUUAUUGUUUUAAGAUACCUUCCGGUCUAUAAAUGCCAGUUUAAACUGAAACCGGAAGAAGAACAGCAAAUGCCGGAUGAUACCUCCCCUACUGAAGAGUCUUCUAUAAUUAGAAAAUCAAAAAGUCAAGAUGACUUCGGAAAACUAAAGCACAAAUUACGUGCAUUUCCUAUCUUAAACCAGUUUGAAGCAGGAAAUGCAGUGAUGAUUGCAACCUUUCUCUUAUUCGUUAGCAUCGUAUGCACAAACGCAUUAUUGAUAUUCGGAUAUGACUAUAUAAGUCAAGGUUCCUGGUGGGCUAUUCUUCUGCUGAUAGUGUUCGUUGCCAUGGUGGUCACGUGCUAUCUUGCGAUGGUUGCGCACGAGAAGAAUGACGCUUUCCUAACAUUUCAGAUUCCCCUUGUCCCGUUGAUACCAGCACUAAGCAUAGCCUGCAAUACAGCAUUAAUGAUGAAGCUUGGCUAUCUUACUUGGAUACGACUUGGAAUAUGGAUGGCCGUAGGUUUUCUCGUCUAUUUUGCCUAUGGUAUGCGAAACAGUAUUGAAGGGAAACCAAUCACUUAUGGUCCCAUGAUAACAUACGGCGGCGAGGCGGAUAUGUCAACGGGUACUCUCUCAAGACUUGAUGAAGAAGUCGUUCAACAGCAGCCUGACGUCAAAGAAGACACGAAAACUUAUGGCACCUAACCCUCUGGGAGGAUUACAAAUAAGUGCGUACGAGAAAGAAAAAAAAGACAAGACAAGCCAGAACAAAUGCCAAAAUAUGUAUGCUGAAGACUAUCGGAGAGAAAUAAAGAAAUGUUUACAGACAUUAGUGUUCUUUUAGCAAAUAAAUAUUGCUAAAUAAAUUGUGUAUUAAAGUAAGCUUUAUGUUGUAAGGCUUAUAGUGCUUGUAAGUUGUGUUAUGUCUCGUGCUGUAAUACACUGCCUUUAUACAUUAUUUAGAGACAGUGUGAAAGAUGCUACUGAUCGUACAUAUAUAAGAAGGGUAUGACCACACUAAUAGUUUAGUUCUUGCCUGACGCCAAACUCCAAGCAGCGACUAUUUCUCUUCACUACCGUCAGAAAUACCACAUGAGCAUAAAUAUCACAUGACCUUUGAAGGGAAAUUCAGAUAUUGUUGGUAAUAAUAUUUGGAAAGCGAAAAAAAAAACAAGUAAAAAAAAAAAGAAAGAAAAAAAAACCACACCACCACCACCAACAACAAAACAGAAAACAAACAAACAAACAAACAAAUAAAAAACUAGUUAUAUUUAUUCCAAAGCUACAUAUCCUGACAUGACAUAGGUAUGACACCUUGCCAAUUUCAUGAAUAUAUAUUUAUUAUUUUAUCCAGAAAAUAAAUACAUUUUGUUUGUAAUAUACGAAUCAAAGACACAAUUUCCAAUAAAAUAUAAACUAUAUGAUGUUUGAGGAAUUCAGAGGGAGUUGUAUUUUACAUGAGUCUCUCGUUAUGGUAGAUCGGUUAAUUAAUGUUAAACUUAAACAUUUACUCGUGCAUAUAUUCCAUCAAUAACAUUUUACACAAUAAUGACAAGAAACCAGUAAUCACUCUGUUUCGCAGUUAAUUCUUACUAUAGACAAUUCUGAUGCAUAUACAAAAACAUUUUUUCCGUUUACAGUCCUUGGAAAAAAUUGCACGUAAAACAUAUUUGUCAGUUGUUCAUAAAAACAGUGUCUCUUUUCUAUUCAUCAAUCUGUUCACUUUUAACUUUUUUGGAUUAUCAAAUACAUGCAAGUACAGUUUAUUGUAUUUCCUCUGCUUGUGAAAAAGAAAAAACCUUUACAUAAUACCAUUUUCUGAUUUUGAAACUUUACAUAAAACCAUUUUCUGAUUUUGAAACUUUACACAAUGCCAUUUUCUGAUUUUGAAUGUGACAAACUGAAACCAGCCAGGAAUUGGAAACAAGAAACAUUUGAUAUCGGUCAAAUUUCAUUAUCAAGUGCAAUAAGGUAUAACUGUUUCACGAAACAGACUCACUCAAACCGAGUCUGCUAUGAUUUUGCUUGAUUGCAUUCUGUGCCUCCAAAGGAUCUUCUUAUUAUAUCAGACACACUGGUUGUGUUUAUGUAUCCAGAUUUCAUUCAUAUUCUAAAAUUAUAGUUGUUUUGUCAAUAUAUUAUAUAAAUGUUACUAUUUUUAAAUAUAUUUUAUUGUAAAUAAAUAUUUAUUCGAGUAAA
This is a messenger RNA of Mercenaria mercenaria, 3659 nucleotides long. RefSeq names its product cationic amino acid transporter 4-like. Lineage: Eukaryota; Metazoa; Mollusca; Bivalvia; Venerida; Veneridae. Bases 258 to 2165 code for a protein of 635 amino acids. Gene Ontology annotation, molecular function: amino acid transmembrane transporter activity. The transcript has 6 exons. Gene Ontology annotation, biological process: transmembrane transport; amino acid transport. Gene Ontology annotation, cellular component: plasma membrane. The record is from RefSeq and is a predicted model, not a curated record.